GGUUCACAUUUUAUGAGUGUUCCGUCGUGUGCCGGUUUCCACUUUCUUCUGUUAAACGAAUUCAAUCUAGUUGUAAGUUAAGAAAAAAAAUAAUACCUAACCAUGCUCGCGGAAACAACAUUAUCACUAAUACAAAUAUUAGAAAAGACUAUAUCACCAGAUCGAAAUGAAUUGGAAGCUGCAGAAAAAUACCUUGACCAUGCAGCAGUCACAAACUUCACCACCUUCAUUAAGAUGUUGUCAGAUGUCCUGGCACAAGGAGGGAAUAGCCAGGUGGCGCGAAUGGCUGCAGGACUUCAAUUAAAGAACCAUCUCACGUCCAAAGACCCUGUUUUAAAACAACAGUACCAACAGCGAUGGCUUGUGCUGCCUGAAGAUAUAAGAUUGUACAUAAAGAAAAAUAUUUUAACAGCAAUUGGAACAGAAAACAGUAGACCAAGUUCAGCAGCACAGUGUGUUGCAUAUGUGGCAGUAGCAGAGCUUCCAGUGGGUCAGUGGAAUGACCUCAUUCCCAUGCUAGUAGAAAAUGUUGUUAAUGCUCAAUCUACAGAAUUAAAAAAGGAAGCCACACUAGAAGCUAUUGGCUAUAUCUGUCAGGAAAUUGAUGCAGAAGUAUUGACGGAACAAAGUAAUCCAAUUUUAACUGCAAUUAUCCACGGUAUGAGGUCCGCUGAACCCAGUAACCAUGUUAGGCUUGCUGCAACUCAGGCCCUGUUAAACUCAUUAGAAUUCACUAAAGCUAAUUUUGAAAAGGAAAUUGAAAGAAAUUUCAUUAUGGAAGUAGUUUGUGAAGCUACACAAUCAAGUGACAUGAGAAUUAGUGUUGCAGCUUUACAAUGUUUAGUUAAAAUUCUUUCUCUCUAUUAUCAAUUCAUGGAACCAUAUAUGGGUCAAGCACUUUUCCCAAUUACUUUGGAAGCCAUGAAAUCUGACUUAGAUGAAAUUGCACUUCAAGGUAUUGAGUUUUGGUCCAAUGUAAGUGAUGAAGAAAUAGAUCUUGCAAUUGAAGAGGCAGAGGCGGCAGAAGCAGGACGCCCCCCAGUGAGAACAUCAAGAUUUUAUGCCCGAGGUGCUUUACAAUAUUUAGCACCAAUACUUAUGCAAAAGUUGACUAAACAAGAUGAUUCUGAUGAUGAAUUAGAAUGGAAUCCUUCAAAGGCUGCAUCUGUAUGUUUAAUGCUUCUUUCUAAUUGCUGCGAAGAUGAAAUUGUACCACAUGUCUUGCCAUUCAUCAACUCAAACAUUAAGAGCGAUAAUUGGCGAUACAGAGAUGCUGCUCUGAUGGCAUUUGGCUCCAUAUUAGGUGGCUUAGAAGCGACCACUCUUAAACCAUUAGUUGAAAACGCAAUGCCAACUCUUAUUCAAGCUAUGUAUGAUUCAAGUGUUGCCGUAAGAGAUACAGCUGCCUGGACAUUUGGACGGAUCUGCGAAAUUGUUCCCGAAGCUGCUAUAAAUGAUACCUACCUUAAACCACUUUUAGAAAGUCUUGUCAACGGUUUGAAGGCUGAGCCGCGCGUAGCUGCAAAUGUCUGCUGGGCCUUCACUGGCUUAGCCGAAGCGGCUUACGAAGCAGCAGACAGUGGGGACGACAAGCAACCUCAGACUUAUUGCAUGUCCAACUUCUUUGAUUUUAUUAUUCAACGUCUCCUAGAGACGACGGAUCGCCAAGACGCCGCGCAGCAUAACUUAAGAUCGGCCGCUUAUGAAGCCCUAAUGGAGAUGGUCAAAAACUCACCCGCCGAUUGCUAUGUGACGGUUCAAAAGACGACAAUGGUUAUAUUGGAAAGAUUGCAACAAGUUUUACAAAUGGAAAAUCAUAUAUCUAGUCAAGCUGAUCGCUCUCAAUUUAAUGAUCUACAGAGCCUUUUGUGUGCGACUCUGCAGUCCGUGUUGCGUAAGGUGACACCAGAAGACGCUCCACAGAUAUCUGACGCCAUUAUGACGGCGUUAUUGACCAUGUUCGCCGGAAAUGCUGGCAAGGCAGGCGGCGUGCAAGAAGAUGCCUUAAUGGCAGUUUCCACUCUAGUUGAGGUAUUGGGGGAGGGCUUCUUGAAAUACAUGGACGCCUUCAAACAAUAUUUAUAUGUUGGUCUGAAAAAUCAUCAAGAAUAUCAAGUUUGCAUAGCAGCAGUCGGUCUUACCGGCGAUAUUUGCCGCGCUUUAAAGAGCAAGGUGCUGCCAUAUUGUGAUGAAAUUAUUUAUCUCUUAUUAGAGAAUCUUGGUGAUCCUUCCAUUCAUCGUUCUGUGAAACCUCAAAUAUUAUCCGUAUUUGGCGAUAUUGCUCUGAGUGUGGGUCCAGACUUUGCUAAAUAUUUCGAUGUCGUAAUGCAAAUGUUGCUGCAGGCCAGCAAUGCUCAAGUGGAUCGUAAUGAUUAUGAUAUGGUUGAAUAUUUAGGUGAGCUGCGUGAGAGUGUCUUGGAGGCUUACACGGGAAUAAUUCAAGGACUGAAAGGUUCUACAGGAGAGGUUCGUUCUGAUGUGGCUCUAGUGGAGCCCCACGUGCCGGCCAUUGUGAACUUCAUGCGGCUGGUGGCGUCCGAGCCUGAGAGGACGGACGGUCACAUGUCUGUGAUAGCGGGACUGACGGGGGACCUGUGCACGGUGUUCGGGUUGCGGGUGCUGCCUCUGCUGGAGACGCCGGUGCUGCUGGAGCUGCUCAAGUCUGCGCGGCUGUCUCGCACGCCGCGCACCAAGACCCUCGCCACCUGGGCCACCAAGGAGAUCCGCAAACUAAAGCUGCAAAUGCCUCUUUCUAGCUGAUUUGUAACAAUGAAAAUCAUCACUUAUUUAAAGAAAUCAACUUACUGCUGGUAAACUCAAGUGUUGGGAGGUCAUAUUAUGUCAUUAUUUGUAAGUCGUUUGGUGCAUUUGCUUUUAUAUUUCAAGCAAUACAAGAAUUUAAAGUAUGUUAUAAUA
Papilio machaon (common yellow swallowtail) is the source of this 2916-nucleotide messenger RNA. RefSeq names its product importin subunit beta-1 (gene Fs(2)Ket). The record is from RefSeq and is a predicted model, not a curated record. Gene Ontology annotation, biological process: protein import into nucleus. The coding region runs from base 103 to 2760 and encodes 885 amino acids. The transcript is spliced from 10 exons. Gene Ontology annotation, molecular function: small GTPase binding; nuclear import signal receptor activity. Gene Ontology annotation, cellular component: nucleus; cytoplasm. Lineage: Eukaryota; Metazoa; Arthropoda; Insecta; Lepidoptera; Papilionidae.